CUUGGUGGAAUAUUAACCAAAUUAGUGGACAGGAGCAAACAGAGCAUCUGGAACAGCAGAGAUUCGGGGCCUAGGAGCUGCGCUCUGCAGCAGGAGUUUGCAAAAUGCUGAGUCUGUUCUUCCCUUUUUACCCACAGGCCCUGGCCUGGGAGCAGGGACAGCCUGGUCCCCGGGUGGGAUCCACCGAGAGCCCUGUUUGAGCUCUGGCACCACUUCCCUUAGGCACUGUGAACAGGACACUCAGGCUCUCAGCGUUAGUUUCUUCUCCUGUACGAUGAGCGUGUUGUGGUCCGUUUCUAUGGGUUUGAAGCCAGCGCAGCGUGAGAAUCUGUGUGCAUCCGAUGCUCCAGCUCUGACCCCAAUGUCACGACCAGGAGGUUCACCCAAGGAAGCUGUCAGCGACGGGUGUGCGCAGGCGGUUGGCUCAGGGGCUGCUGGCUGUGGGCAGGGCCGUUUAGACCGCAGAGCGUUUGAUACAGCCUUCAGCGACAGGGAUAGGGAUUUGCUAAAUUAGCAAUGUUGCAGCUGCCUAAGAAAAUACCACGUGGCUUCUGAAUGCUUGCUUAUCGAAUAACAUUUAAUGACAUAGUAAAACUUAGCGAUUAAGUGAAAAUUCAUUUUGCCAAACGAUCAUUCCAAUUUUUAGAGAAAUAAGAGUGUGCAACCACGCAUAUAGAAGGAGACAAGGAAUACCAUAGAAGAAGAGUGGACAUCUCUGGGAGGCAGGUUCCUGAGUGAUUUGUUUUUCUAUGUGCCUGUGGUAUUUUCUAAACGUUCUACUGGGAAUGGAUAUUACUUUUGUAAAAAGGAGAAAUGGUAAAAGUCACUUUAAAAUGUUCGUUUAUUUUAACGGACACCUGCGGGCUCCUGCUGCGUGUGGGGCUUGUUCUGAAAGCUCCGCGGUUCCUCCAGGUGACGGCGGAGGACUCAGUGUCCCCUUUCCCUCCGCAGAGAGCAGCAGCAUGGCCAGCGUGCUGUCCCGGCGCCUCGGGAAGCGGUCCCUCCUGGGGGCCCGGGUGUUGGGGCCCAGCGUCCCGGACGGGCCGUCGGGGCCUGCCCCAGCCUUGGAGCCGCUGCUGGAGGGGGCCGCUCCCCAGCCCUUCCUGGCCUCUGAGGACACCCCCUGCCAGGAGCAGCCCAAGGAGGUCCUCAAGGCCCCCGGCACCUCAGGACUCCAGCAGGUGGCCUUUCAGCCCGGGCAGAAGGUUUACGUGUGGUACGCGGGGCAGGAGUGCGCAGGCCUGGUGGAGCAGCACAGCUGGGCGGAGGACCAGGUGACCGUCUGGCUGUUGGACCAGAAGUUGCAGAUCUGCUGCAAAGCGGAGGAAGUGUGGCUGGCGGAGCUGCAGGGCCCCGUCCCCCACGUGGCAGCCCUGGAGCACGGAGCCCAGGCCCUGGCCUACAGGCCUGUCUCCAGGAACAUCGACGUCCCGAAGAGGAAGUCGGACGCGGUGGAAAUGGACGAGAUGAUGGCGGCCAUGGUGCUGACGUCCCUGUCCUGCAGCCCGGUCGUGCAGAGUCCUCCUGGGGCCGAGGUCAACUUCUCUGCUUCCCGCGCGGCCUGUGACCCGUGGAAGGAGAGCGGCGACGUGUCGGACAGCGGCAGCAGCACCACCAGCGGGCACUGGAGCGGGAGCAGCGGCAUCUCCACCCCGUCGCCCCCCCACCCCCAGGCCAGCCCCAAGUAUCUGGGGGAUGCUUUUGGUUCUCCUCAGACUGAUCAUGGCUUUGAGACCGAUCCCGACCCUUUCCUGUUGGAUGAACCAGCUCCGAGGAAAAGAAAGAACUCCGUGAAGGUGAUGUACAAGUGCCUGUGGCCAAACUGUGGCAAAGUGCUGCGCUCAAUCGUGGGCAUCAAGCGACACGUCAAAGCCCUCCACCUGGGGGACACGGUGGACUCCGACCAGUUCAAGCGGGAGGAGGACUUCUACUACACAGAGGUGCAGAUGAAGGAGGAAUCUGCCGCUGCUGCUGCCGCGGGCACCCCCGCCCCUCGGACUCCCACCGCCGAACCGGCUCCCGCCCCCAGCGUGACCAGCCUGCCCCUCGCCGCCGCUCUUCCACCUCCCAAAGCCCAGCCUUCCGGCCCCGAACACCCCGGCCUGGAGUCUUCUCUGCCCUCGGGCGCCCUCAGCAAGUCAGCCCCGGGGUCCUUCUGGCACAUCCAGGCUGACCACGCUACCAGGUACGGGGCUCUGCCUUCCUUCCAGAUCCCCGUCUCUCCGCACAUCUACACCAGUGUCAGCUGGGCUGCCGCCCCCUCCACCGCCUGCUCCCUCUCUCCGGUCCGCAGCCGGUCACUGAGCUUCAGCGAGCCCCAGCAGCUGCCACCUGCGGUGAAAUCUCACCUGAUCGUCACUUCUCCACCUCGGGCCCCGAGCAGCGCCAGGAAAGCCCGAGGGGAGGCGAAGAAGUGCCGCAAGGUGUACGGCAUCGAGCACCGGGACCAGUGGUGCACGGCCUGCCGGUGGAAGAAGGCCUGCCAGCGGUUCCUGGACUGACCCGCCCGCCCGCCCUGCCCCCGCUCCCGGCCCCGCCGGCAGCCAGCUGACAAAAGGUGUCACCAGCCCUCAGCGGACACCGGAAAGCUAAAGAGUGGAAAUGCAGAGCCUGGGCUCGAUUGGCGAAGGUGUAACACUUAAAAGCAUUUUUUGCCCCUUUGUGGGAACAUUGUAUUUAAAAAAAAAAAAAGGAAAAAAAGAAACAGAAAUAUUCCCCCGCCCUGCUCCCUGCCCCCCAAAAUAGGAGAGAGCCAAAACUGACCAAGGGUAUUCAGCAGUGAACCGGAGACCAAAGAAUUACUUACCCUCCCUCCCGCAUCUCCCUCUCCAGGGGAUUAGUUCGUACGCAUCAAAAGAAGGAACAGCUCGUCCUGUUUCCUGCUGAGUUGGUGAAUUCUUUGCUUUCUCAACUUUUUCCAGAAAGGACUGUGAGCAACAUGAAUUUACUUUUCUUUUCUUUUUUUUUUUUUUAAAAAAAGUUUCUGGCUGACGGGUGGCUGAGAGGCGGGACUGGGUGGCCGGGUGGGAAGGUGGGUGUCCGCGUUUCGGGGAGUGUCGCCGCUUCCCGCCUGCGCGGCUCCCGUGGAGGGCAGAGGAAGGGCCUUCCUUGGCAGCAGCUGUUGGAGCCUGGGAGCCCUUAGACGCUGGGUUGCAUCCCGACAGAUGGCACGUGGCUUCUUCUCACAGCCCAGACUCAUAGGUUUUUAGACUGUCCCCAAAUAGCUGAGCCAACAGGCUGAUAAGAAUCCACUUUUCGGGACGUGGCAGUUAAACACUACCUUGAUGGUUCUCCUCCUUCCUCGGGGAGUCGGUGUCUUCAGAAACUCUCUGCUCUUCCCCAGAUAACUCCCUCCCGACGCCCCUCCCGCCAGCUCUGGAAAGGGCACCUGCGGAGCCCGUUCUCUCCUGGCGGGUGUGGGAGUCUUUACUGAUGGGCGUUUCCUUUGUCUGGGCGCCGGGGAGACCCCAGCGGGUUGCUGGCCGGUUCCUGUUUGUCUCCUGGCUUCAGCAGGGGUUUCCCCAUUUCCGUUUCCGGGCUGGAGGCGGGAUGGGGGAGGCCAGAGAGCGUCCUCUAGGGAGCGAGGUUCGGGCUGAGGAAACCACGGAGCGGGACGUGGGGUUGCAUUUGGUGGCUCCCGGCGUUUCUGCCCUGGUGUUUCUGGAGACCACAGGCUAAUUUAGGGGAGACGAAACUGGGCCACAUUGUGGUCCGUGAGUAGAGCUGUUCCUGUCGGGCAGGAGGGAGGCCUGGGGGGGUUCGGCGCCGGGCCAGCUCCGAUGCACACGGACCGAGCAGGACAUGCUCCUGUCCUGGCACCUCCUCUCUCUUCCGAGCUCCCCUCCGGGCCUGCUCGAGCGUGACCACCUGGUGCCCAGCUGUCUUGGGGACAAGCCCUAGCCCGACGUCCCAGAUGUCAGGGGCUCAGGGACUCCCACCAAGCCACCUGUCCUAGCACUAAGCGGCAGCAUCCACCCCCUGGGUUGUCAUCAAGGCUGUCUUUUGAGUCCCAGGUGAAGACACCUGGCCACCGAGGCCCUGUUGGAUGCUUCAGGUGGGCAACAGACACGUGCUUUUCAAUUUGAGACACACCGAGUGUUACAAAACCUGCAGACCUAACCAACUCAGGGGCGUGGUGUCCUGAAGGGUAUAGUGCCCUGGCUUGGUGACAGAAAGGACAGACACUCUUAUGCUGCAGCUGUCUUUGGUAUGUUGUUAUAACGUAGUAAAGAAAAUGUACGUGGAAUUCUGUGUCUUGGUAAAGCUGAGAAGCAGCAGGCCAGCCCUUGGUGGCCCAGGGAGCUCUUGCCGAGUGUCCCCUUUAGAAAAGCUGCUGGGGUUCCCUUCCGCCAUUCGGACCGUGCAGACGUCGCCGGAUGCACAGGUGUCUCCGGAUGCACAGGUGUCUCCGUGUGAGGGCGGCUCCCCGGCCCGCUGGCACACAGGGCGGGAAAGGAAGAGAGAAAGCAGACGAGGGUGGAGCAGUCUAGAAACUGGGGUGGUUUUGUUUUUGUUCUGGGUCUUGGGUUUGGGUGCAGCCUUCCCUGCCUGCAUUUGCUCCCUGUCCUUUUCGGCGGGGGCGGCGUCCGCUGCCUCCCCUCACCCCUGCCCCCCUGCCCUCGCCCCUCUCAUGGCUGUUGUGUUGGUUCUUAGCACAUGCUCCGUCCCCGGGGUCGCUCCAUCUGUUUCUUCUCGGAGGGUGGGGGUGGUCCGGGUGCGGACCCGGCGAUCAUGCUUGUUUGCCUCAUCUCCAAUCUCCCUUCCUCCCCCCUCCCUCGAGCCCGGGAAGCAGGAUCUUGUGGAACUGAGAUGCCACCGAUGAGCUUCUGAAACUAACAGGACCGAUUUUCAAAGCAGUUAUCUUGGGAAACCAUCUGUUCAUCCCAGCGAUGUUACCUUUAUCCAGAAUAUUUCUCGAAGUCACCUUCAGAGCCGGUGGUGCUGUGUUCCGAACACCUUUAAGGACACCAAGCCUGCACCCACGCUCCCUUAGCGCAGAGCCCGGCGAAUCAUGUCCGUGGUCGGGGGGAGAGCUCAGGCUGCAGACCGAGAGGACUGUGUCAGGUAGCUUGGGUUUAAUCGUGCGGCUUUUAAACUGGCUCUGAGAGCAAUUCUGUAAUUUCAGAGCGUGUCGAGCAACGGCAGUGUUGCCAUGGGAAGUCUAUAGUGCAACUCCUCGGAGAACAAUGCGAAUUUGGAUUCUGAUUUGUUGGGAGAAAUUGGUCCUGUUACUUUCUGGUCAUCCAGGUUCUGACUUUACCAGGGGCAAAAAAAAAAAAAAAAAAGGAGAGGGAGAUAAAUCCCAUCUGUGAAUUUGUCUUAUUGGCGCCUUUUCCCCAGCUGUCUUCCAAGUAUUAUUUUUACUGUUAAAAAAUUUUUUUAAAAAAAUGUGAAAUGUAAUGUUUUUACAGCAACAAUAUGAAAUAUAUUUUAUAAAGA
This is a messenger RNA of Microcebus murinus (gray mouse lemur), 5439 nucleotides long. NCBI's taxonomy places the organism in Eukaryota, Metazoa, Chordata, Mammalia, Primates, Cheirogaleidae. The record is from RefSeq and is a predicted model, not a curated record.